UUUGCGUAUUUAUUUUCUUUGUACGGGACAAGUCACAAGUGUGUAUGCUAUUUUCAUUUUUAUUUUCCCAAAAGGUUCAAACUUUGGCUGCAAUGUAGGCAUCUUAGUAGGGAAACUCAUGAACAUUGCAGAACGUUAGGUGUCUUCCUCAGCACUAUUCAAAGAGGUCCCAUUCCAAUAUAAGAUCAGAGUGUGUGGUUUUGUUCACUGUUUUUCAAAAAAAAACAUUGAAGAUGGGUUGGCUUUUUCCUCUUUUCCUUCUUUGUUCGCUUGGUCUUACUGUUGCUGGUCAAGAAUCCAUUGAGUUCCUCAACCUUUGUGAGACAAAAAAUGACAUUUUACUAGCCUCAUCUGAACUUCCCUUGGCUGUUUCAGUGAGUGAUGAAAACCUCAAUGAGGUUUCUGUCAGCGUUUUAUUGGCUGAAAAAUGGCUCAGGCACAACGUUCUUGCACACUACCCUUUGGCCAAAAUCACCACCAUUGUUGUGGAAACCGCUGCUUUCUGCCAACAAGAGCAACAACACAACCUCUCUGUGGUUCUAUCAUCUUUAAAGAAUGUCUACCACUCACUCAAGAGGUGGGGUUUAGAGAAAGACAUAAAAGUUUCUGUUGCUUUUAAUUUGGACUGUUUUGGUCCAAACUCAGUUUCUCAGGACAAUGAUUUGAAAAUGGUCAAACCGUUGGUAGAGUUCCUCCAAGAGGUAAAUUCCACAUAUUCUGUGAUCCCACAUUAUAGCUUUUCGCAUUUGUCUGAUAAAAGUUUGAGCUUGGUGUCAUCUUCCAUGAAAAAGCUUGGAUUUUUUCAUCUCAACAACAUGAAUGUCAUAGCCAUUGUUCCAAGAGGGAGAAAAACCAUAGCAAGAAAGCUUUCAGUUGUGGAUUUCAGCCCAAUAGGCCCAUUACCUGUGAGGCCAGCUCCAAUGCCAGAAAUAGCCAAGUCUCCAAUGGUUCCUUCCAAUGCACCAAUGCCUCCUUUAGCACAAGUAGUUUCUUCACCACCUCCAAUGUCUUCUUCCACUUUUGCCCCUGAAGAACCACCCUUUGUUGUUCCUGCUAGUUCCCCUCAUGGUUCCACUCUUCCUCCUUGUAAUCCACUACACAAUGGCGCACCUUAUCCACAAAUAUUCCCGGUCCAGAAACUGUGGUGUGUGGCUAAGCCUAGUGUUCCUGAAGAGACACUGCAAGAGGCUAUGGACUAUGCUUGUGGAGAGGGUGGUGCUGAUUGCAUGGAGAUUACUCCGCAGGGAAACUGUUACUAUCCAGACACUGUGGUUGCUCAUGCUUCAUAUGCUUUCAACAGUUACUGGCAGAAGCAUAAGAGAAGUGGUGGAACAUGCAGCUUUGGAGGGACUGCCAUGUUGAUCAAUGCUGACCCAAGUUUCCUUCACUGUCGGUUUAUUCUUAGCUAAGUGUGAAAAUAAAAGUGGAGCUGGUGACUUUCUUUCUUCAUUUUUUUUUUUUUGGCAGUUAGUGUGGAGGAUUUUAUGUUAAGGUGACUUCGUCUUUGAAUCACUAGCAAUUGGUUUAUGUAUAAUGUGUGGACCAACUUCUAUUUUGGGAUCAUGGCCUAACUUGAAUGCUUUCAGGCUUAAUUGUUAUAUUGUUUAUGAUAUAUAGGUACAAGUAGUAACUAAUUUGUAGUUCUGUUCUUAAUUACUUGCUGAUUGAUGCCUAUUUGCCUA
Cajanus cajan (pigeon pea) is the source of this 1682-nucleotide messenger RNA. RefSeq names its product O-Glycosyl hydrolases family 17 protein. NCBI's taxonomy places the organism in Eukaryota, Viridiplantae, Streptophyta, Magnoliopsida, Fabales, Fabaceae. The record is from RefSeq and is a predicted model, not a curated record. Gene Ontology annotation, molecular function: hydrolase activity, hydrolyzing O-glycosyl compounds. Gene Ontology annotation, biological process: carbohydrate metabolic process.